AUGGCGGCGGUUCGUGCAGGUGCCGUGGGACUCUCAAAACAGGCGAGAUUCGUCAUGUAUUCGUCAACAAGAGGUUCCGACUGGGAUUCACGUGACAGUGGAACAGUCGACCGAUCCCGUCAAAGUCGUCCAUCAGUAUACGGUAAACGAUACGGAGUGGCGAUGAGCAAUGCGGAAACCGUCCGUCAGAGAUGGAAAAUGAGACGACGACUCUCGGAUCUUAAAGUGAAACUGUGUGAUGUCACUUUGCUAUUGGCAGUUAGUGGAUUGAUACUAGCAAUGUUAGAUGUUGAAUUCACUGCCACACGGAUUCUGGAGGGAUUCGUAAAUACAGAAGAUUUAUCAGUUAUACUGAGAACCGCUGCUAUUUUCACAACAAUUGCUCUACUCUUUUUUCUUCUAUUCUACCAUUUCAUUGAUAUCAAAAUUCAAUUAGUCGAAACGGGUACAUCAAACUGGCGAGUAGGUAUCACAUCCGAACGAGUUUUGAACACUCUUCUAGAAGUGGCAAUAUGUGCGAUUUGUCCAAUUCCAGAAACCGGUUUCGUCGCUUGGCCUCAACUCUCGAAUAUAGCUGAAAAGACGCGUCAAUAUGUGAAUAUUCCAAUCAGUGUACUUCUAACUCUUCCAAUGUUUCUUCGAUUCUUUAUCGUGUGUCGAUAUAUGGUUCUUCACAGUUCUCAACAUCAGGAUACAGCUACGAGAACAAUCGCUUCACUCAAUCAUAUCGCAGUGGACUUUCGAUUUGUUCUCAAAAGUGAAAUGUAUGAAAGACCGCUAUUUGUCUUGUCAAUUGCUUCGAUUCUCUUCUGGUGUGUCGUUUCAUGGAUGUUGACACAGUGUGAACGGUACGCAUAUCCGUCUAUCAGUGGAUUUCAACACUUUGCCGAUUAUUUGUGGUUUGAAAUUAUUACAUUCUUCUCAAUCGGUUACGGUGACGUUCAAGUUAGUACGUAUUGCGGAAGAGGCUUGGCAAUGCUCACUGCUAUCGUGGGAACGCUGUUUUCCUCCACGUUGAUUGCUCUUAUCAGCAGGAAGCUGAUUCUAACGACAUGCGAGAAACGGGUUAACCAUAUUAUUGCAGAGAAUAAUAUUACGAAUGAACACAAAAACGCGGCGGCGUGCGUACUUCAGAACACUUGGAGGACAGUACUUCGAACGAGAGAUUACGAUAAAACGAGUACGAGAAGAAACCAACAGAGACUUGCGAGAGCACAGAGAAUGCUUCUUUGCUCUGUUUUAACAUUCCGCAAAACUCGGUGGAAGUUACGAAUGCAAAUGGAAGACGAGGACGACUAUUUCACCGCCCGUCGAGCCUUCAAUGAAACUGAAGAUCGUCUCCAGAAGGUUCGUCAGCGUCAAUCCCAGCUCGAUGGCAAAAUCUCAACACUAUUCGAGAAUGUGGAGGCGUUGACGCAGGCUGUGAUGGCGAGGAAGUGCUACUUGAGGCAGUGA
Caenorhabditis remanei is the source of this 1455-nucleotide messenger RNA. RefSeq lists its product as uncharacterized. Lineage: Eukaryota; Metazoa; Nematoda; Chromadorea; Rhabditida; Rhabditidae. The transcript is spliced from 9 exons. Gene Ontology annotation, molecular function: small conductance calcium-activated potassium channel activity; calmodulin binding. Gene Ontology annotation, biological process: potassium ion transmembrane transport. Bases 1 to 1455 code for a protein of 484 amino acids. Gene Ontology annotation, cellular component: neuron projection; neuronal cell body; plasma membrane. The record is from RefSeq and is a predicted model, not a curated record.